Messenger RNA from Effrenium voratum, 660 nucleotides. Lineage: Eukaryota; Dinophyceae; Suessiales; Symbiodiniaceae. The record is from the annotation of a GenBank genome assembly.
AUGAACUCCGCCCGCGUCGCAACGGGCGGCGGCAGAAAAGUCGGAGGCAGUUACAUGAAACUCUACCAUUGCAAGGGCGCUCGAUCAGUCCGUCCGCUCUGGACAUUGGAAGAAAUGGGCCUCGACUAUGAAUUGGAGUCGAUGAAGUUCCCGCCCCGGUUCCUGCGAGAUGGCUAUACAGACCUCAACCCCAUCGGAACUGUUCCCUAUUUCGUUGACGGCGAUGUUGAGAUGACAGAAUCCGCCGGCAUCUCGCAAUAUCUUGUGGAUGUGCACGGGCCGUCGGAUAUCGGCCUGAAGCCCGGCGACAAAGACUAUGGACCCUAUCUCAACUGGCUUCACCGAAGUGAUGCGACGCUGACAUUCCCGCAGACGAUUGUUUUACGCUAUACCCAGCUGGAACCGGAAGAACGCCGGAUCAAGCAGGCAGCAGAUGACUAUGCCCAAUGGUUCUUUUCACGUCUGAAGUCAGUGGAGCUGGCAACGGCAGAUCGCGAGUAUCUGUGUGCAGGUCGGUUUACCAUCGCCGACAUUUGUGUGGGCUACGCCCUCUACCUGGCCGAUACGCUGGGCUUCCGCGAAGGCUUCAAACCGAAUACUGAAAAAUACUAUGCACGAUUGACAGAGCGCCCAGCUUUCCAGCGCGCCAUCGAACUAUAG